AUGCAGCUGGAGCACUGCCUUUCUCCUUCUAUCAUGCUCUCCAAGAAAUUUCUCAAUGUGAGCAGCAGCUACCCACAUUCAGGCGGAUCUGAGCUUGUCUUGCACGAUCAUCCCAUUAUCUCGACCGCUGACAACCUGGAGAGAAGUUCACCUUUGAAAAAAAUUACCAGGGGGAUGACGAAUCAGUCAGAUACAGACAAUUUUCCUGACUCCAAGGACUCACCAGGGGACGUCCAGAGAAGUAAACUCUCUCCUGUCUUGGACGGGGUCUCUGAGCUUCGUCACAGUUUCGAUGGCUCUGCUGCGGAUCGCUACCUCCUGUCUCAGUCCAGCCAGCCACAGUCCGCGACCACUGCUCCCAGUGCCAUGUUCCCGUACCCCGGCCAGCACGGACCGGCUCACCCCGCCUUCUCCAUCGGCAGCCCCAGCCGCUACAUGGCCCACCACCCGGUCAUCACCAACGGAGCCUACAACAGCCUCCUGUCCAACUCCUCACCGCAGGGCUACCCCACCGCCGGCUACCCCUACCCGCAGCAGUACGGCCACUCCUACCAGGGAGCCCCGUUCUACCAGUUCUCCUCCGCACAGCCCGGGCUGGUGCCCGGCAAGGCGCAGGUGUACCUCUGCAACAGGCCCCUUUGGCUGAAAUUUCACCGGCACCAAACGGAGAUGAUCAUCACCAAACAGGGAAGGCGCAUGUUUCCUUUUUUAAGUUUUAACAUUUCUGGUCUCGAUCCCACGGCUCAUUACAAUAUUUUUGUGGAUGUGAUUUUGGCGGAUCCCAAUCACUGGAGGUUUCAAGGAGGCAAAUGGGUUCCUUGCGGCAAAGCGGACACCAAUGUGCAAGGAAAUCGGGUCUAUAUGCAUCCGGAUUCCCCCAACACGGGGGCUCACUGGAUGCGUCAAGAAAUCUCUUUUGGAAAAUUAAAACUUACAAACAACAAAGGAGCGUCAAACAACAAUGGGCAGAUGGUGGUUUUGCAGUCCUUGCACAAGUACCAGCCCCGCCUGCAUGUAGUGGAAGUGAACGAGGACGGCACGGAGGACACCAGCCAGCCCGGCCGCGUGCAGACGUUCACUUUUCCCGAGACUCAGUUCAUCGCCGUCACUGCCUACCAGAACACCGAUAUUACACAACUGAAAAUAGAUCACAACCCCUUUGCUAAAGGAUUUCGGGAUAAUUAUGAUACGAUCUACACCGGCUGCGACAUGGACCGCCUGACCCCCUCGCCCAACGACUCCCCGCGCUCGCAGAUCGUGCCCGGGGCCCGCUACGCCAUGGCCGGCUCUUUCCUGCAGGACCAGUUCGUGAGCAACUACGCCAAGGCCCGUUUCCACCCGGGCGCGGGCGCCGGCCCCGGGCCGGGCACGGACCGCAGCGUGCCGCACACCAACGGGCUGCUGUCGCCGCAGCAGGCCGAGGACCCGGGCGCGCCGUCGCCGCAGCGCUGGUUUGUGACUCCGGCCAACAACCGGCUGGACUUCGCCGCCUCGGCCUACGACACGGCCACGGACUUCGCGGGCAACGCGGCCACGCUGCUCUCGUACGCGGCGGCGGGCGUGAAGGCGCUGCCGCUGCAGGCGGCUGGCUGCACGGGCCGCCCGCUCGGCUACUACGCCGACCCGUCGGGCUGGGGCGCGCGCAGCCCACCGCAGUACUGCGGCGCCAAGUCGGGCUCGGUGCUGCCCUGCUGGCCCAACAGCGCCGCGGCCGCCGCGCGCAUGGCCGGCGCCAACCCCUACCUGGGCGAGGAGGCCGAGGGCCUGGCCGCCGAGCGUUCGCCGCUGCCGCCGGGCGCCGCCGAGGACGCCAAGCCCAAGGACCUGUCCGACUCCAGCUGGAUCGAGACGCCCUCCUCUAUCAAGUCCAUCGACUCGAGCGACUCGGGGAUUUACGAGCAGGCCAAACGGAGGCGGAUCUCGCCCGCCGACACGCCGGUGUCCGAGAGCUCGUCCCCGCUCAAGAGCGAGGUGCUGGCCCAGCGGGACUGCGAGAAGAACUGCGCCAAGGACAUAGGCGGCUACUAUGGCUUCUACUCACACAGCUAG
This is a messenger RNA of Dama dama (fallow deer), 2049 nucleotides long. RefSeq names its product T-box brain transcription factor 1 (gene TBR1). The record is from RefSeq and is a predicted model, not a curated record. Gene Ontology annotation, biological process: regulation of neuron projection development; commitment of neuronal cell to specific neuron type in forebrain; positive regulation of DNA-templated transcription. The transcript has 6 exons. Gene Ontology annotation, molecular function: RNA polymerase II cis-regulatory region sequence-specific DNA binding; DNA-binding transcription factor activity, RNA polymerase II-specific. Bases 1 to 2049 code for a protein of 682 amino acids. NCBI's taxonomy places the organism in Eukaryota, Metazoa, Chordata, Mammalia, Artiodactyla, Cervidae. Gene Ontology annotation, cellular component: nucleus.